AUGGCAAGAGAAUGGCUCAGAGAAUGUUCGGAAAAUCAUGAUGGAUGUCGCGUACGAUUCAAUUCGAAGAGCCUCCCAUCGAGGCUAAUCGACGUUGGGUAUUCCGAUAAAAGCGGUGAUUUCAGUGUGCCACAUCUUAUAGACACCCAUGGAUCUUUGCCUUCAGAGAUGAAAACUGGGAAGGAUUGGCAGUACGUCACUUUGAGCCACUGCUGGGGAAAAUCGACGCACUUGUCAACUAAGAAAGACACCUUGAAUGAAAGGAAAUACGCAAUUCCGGUGAAUAGUUUGAACAAGACAUAUGCAGACGCUGUACGCGCAACUAGAGAACUGCAAAUGCGAUAUUUGUGGAUCGAUUCGCUUUGCAUUAUCCAGGACUCCGAUGAAGAAUGGAUUGAGGAAUCGUCCAAAAUGUGCUUCGUCUACAACAACGCUAAAUUCAACAUUGCCGCUGCAGCAGCGCUUGACGGAGAUAGCGGGUUCUUACCCAAGAGAUUGAGUGUUAAAAUUGGCCAUAUUCUUCGCUCUGACAGAAAGACUGUAUCGAGAUCUUUGUGGAUUCGACCGUGUAUUCAAACCGGACACGCAACUGGAGAAGUGGAAAGUAUUUUGGCGGCUCGGACGAUGAUAUACUCACCUGUUGGCAUGCACUUCCGGUGUCGCAUGAGCAAAAGAUCCGAUGAAGACCCAGCGAAAGAUGCAGGAGAUCUUAAUAUCUUUGUUGGUAGUAAGCUUGCUACCUUUCCUUUCCUAGCUCUGAACAAAGGACAAAAGCAAUUCUGUUCUCCCCGAGAAAUAGACGCAUGGUACCAACUGCUAGAAGUAUAUUCAGGAAAGCAAAUAUUGCAUAGAAAGGACAAGCUCCCGGCAGUGGCUGGUUUGGCGUAUCAGCUCGGAUCAAUAAUAGGAGAUACGUACCUUGCAGGCCUUUGGGCGCGCGAUUUUCCGCAAGCCUUGUGCUGGCUGCCUCAUCGACCUAGUUCUGGAUGUGUUCGUCGCUCCACACUGCCGGCUGAUAUUGAAUAUAGCGCCCCUUCAUGGUCAUGGGCAUCGUGUCAUACCCUAUUCAGCUAUGCUCCCGUGGCUUUCAAGGGCGCCAAACUGCUAACAGAAGAUACACCACUCAGUUAUUACUCUUGUCCAGAUUACGAGAACACAGAUAUUUUGUGGGAUGCAAUGUUGGUAGGUGCCCACAUAGACUUCGUUUCCAAUCGCUAUGGGCCAGUGAAAAGUGGAUCAAUCAUUGUCAAAGGUCAUCUUCUCAAAAUUGAUAUUUCUUGCUUCGUAAGUCCAUUUCGAGAAAACGUCGCGGUGUACAACCGGUUGGUAUUGGAGACGUUUUACGCUGAUGUAAAACUGGAUUUAAGCAAAAAAUACUGGGCCCUACUGUUAGGAUAUGAGCGUCGCAAGACCAUCAUCAAAUCUUGUAGUUCGACAAAAGAACGCACUUUGGUGCUCUUGAAGCCGAUGAGAGACGGAAUGGAUCGAAGAAUCUGCCUGGGAUUGAUUUUGAUGAAUUUCGGAUGUGGCUCAUUCAAACAUGUUGCAUACUUCCAGAAGUUCGAUGCAGUAUGGCCACCUGAGACCAGAGACGUCGUAAUCUGGUAA
Messenger RNA from Botrytis sinoallii, 1608 nucleotides. RefSeq lists its product as uncharacterized. The record is from RefSeq and is a predicted model, not a curated record. Lineage: Eukaryota; Fungi; Ascomycota; Leotiomycetes; Helotiales; Sclerotiniaceae. The coding region runs from base 1 to 1608 and encodes 535 amino acids. The transcript has 2 exons.